This is a messenger RNA of Fusarium odoratissimum NRRL 54006, 1853 nucleotides long. RefSeq names its product ribonuclease P protein subunit POP4. Gene Ontology annotation, cellular component: ribonuclease MRP complex; ribonuclease P complex. The transcript has a single exon. Bases 67 to 753 code for a protein of 228 amino acids. The record is from RefSeq and is a predicted model, not a curated record. NCBI's taxonomy places the organism in Eukaryota, Fungi, Ascomycota, Sordariomycetes, Hypocreales, Nectriaceae. Gene Ontology annotation, biological process: tRNA 5'-leader removal; rRNA processing. Gene Ontology annotation, molecular function: ribonuclease P RNA binding.
UUUUUCCUAGGUUGUUAAGUUUUUACAUAGCAUGCACAAAUUAGCUAUCGGCGUCACUCAUCAACCAUGGCCAGCGCACCACAACAGGCUACGCAGAAUCUGCUGGCCAGAGCGCAUUCCCCCGACAGUGUGAAUCGCAUAUACUCGGAAAAGAUCCAGCAUCGCUCGCUCAUCCUGCGACCAACCUCUCCUCCGCCUUCCACAAUCAACGCGCGCGCCGCACGUCGAAAAGCUCGCCAAGAUAAAAAGGAAAAGCAAAAGCAGCGACCCAAGCCACUAUCCUCUCGAGAGAAGCGAAGCUUGGGCCUUCAUGACAUACCUAAGGAUGGCCAAAAAUACCACAUCUAUGAGCCUCUGAGUCAAAUGUGGCUUGGAUAUGCUCGAGAGCUACUUGGGAACGAUCUUUCUACUGGAGGGCCCAGUGCAGCGGCGAAACUAGCCAGCGCCGAGUUUCAUGGUGCUCCUAUUCAAGUUGUUCGAAGCCAUUGCCCGAGUCGGGUCGGCAUUCAAGGUGUUGUCGUCCGCGACCGCAAGUUUGUCUUCGAGAUUAUAACCAAGAAAAGAGGAGUGAAAGUUGUUCCCAAGGAAGGCACUAUUUUUCGAGUCGAAAUAACGAUUAAUGAUGGAGCCUCUGAUGGUGAGAGCGGACAAAACAAAAAAUUUGCUUGCGAGGUUCUCGGAGAUCAGAUGAUGUUGAGGGCAGCAGAUCGCGCCAACAAGAAGUUUAAAGCACACUUUCUGUCAAAUAUUUGAGCGCCUUCCAGGAUCGAGAUUAUACGUUACCGACAAGGCCAUGCAGGGGGUUAUGGAUGACAUCGUUGCCUCUUAUGCUCAUAGAGCAUUCGAAUCAACACAAAUCAAUCGGGCGAUGGCAAAAGUAUCCUUAAUUGGGUACUGACGCAUUCAGGUGGGCGUGGUGUUACCACCUACUCUUACUAUGUGAAAGACUGUGUGCCCAUCCUACACAUGGAGUUUUGCCAAACGCAUGCGUCUCGCUUUGCAGGCGUCAUGAUACCACGUCCAUAAGGGGACAGUGAGCGUCAAGGUUCAAGAUACACAAUGUUAGUAUCAACUGGGGUGUGAUAUUUACGCCUCAGUAUCUCAAGUUUUUAUUGGGUGUAGCAAACCACAACAGCUAUGCUGGAACUUACAAAUCUGUAUUUGCUUGUAUCGCCAACACCAGCGUUAACCGCAGUUGUACAACGAGGGUUCAGAUACAACACCAUGAAGAGUACGCUGAAUAGUAUUUAGUGAUCAACACUCAUCAAUAGUUCUCAUUGGAGGGUGAGUGCAGCCAGAUGUCUCGGGGAGAAAGGUUAGAAGGUGCAAGCUGACACAAAUAGUUUUGAAUGGACUUAAUGGCACCGCAAAAUGCGGAUUAUCUGCAAGUUAUAGUUUAGCACCUCACUCAAUGGCCUUUAAUGGAGCCAUGAUGUGAAAUCAUCGUCUCGACGUAGAGAUAGCCUUUGAGUACCAGGUCAGACGAGGCAGACUCAGAAAGUUAACCUAUCGCCACGCCUCGAGCGGGGGAUGAAGAAAUUAGUUCAUACCUAACGCUAUAACUAGGCAAAUGUUAUUACGGGGAUUUACAAUACAAAAAUGCGUUGGAAUAUACAAUGAUCAGGGCCGACGAAUUAUUUACAAGUUUCAAUUGGCUUACGGUGAUCGUAUCACAUUUCAAAUAUGAAGAAGUUUCAUACUGUUUUGUUCUUGAUAUAGUAUCCUUCUCUUUACCCCUCCAGCUAAGGCGUCUGUCUACAUAUAGCUGAGCAUUGUGUCUUGUGGCGUGCAUACUUGGCAAAGGCUAUAGCCCAUAUUCGGGUUUCAAGUUCUGAUUCAUGGGGAGGUAGAAC